GAGGCGGGGCGCGACGGGUGCGGGCUCGGCGCGGGGCCGGCGGAGUGGGCACUUCUGUGAGCGCGUCGGUGGGCCGCUGGUCGAACUUGGGCGCCACUGGAGCAUGGGUCUCGGGGAGUGUGGGCGGAUAGUCCGGGCAAUGGCCACAGAUGGCCUGGGCCUCUGGAAUGGCACCAGCAAUGGCACCUGGGACGGGGAUGACCUGGGCUACAAGUGCCGCUUCAACGAGGACUUCAAGUACGUGCUCCUGCCCGUGUGUUAUGGCACCGUGUGCGUGCUCGGGCUGUGUCUGAAUGCCGCAGCGCUCUUCAUCUUCCUGUGCCGCCUCAAGACCUGGAAUGCCUCCACCACCUACAUGUUCCACCUGGCCAUGUCUGAUGCACUGUAUGCGGCCUCCCUGCCGCUGCUGGUCUAUUACUAUGCCCAUGGCGACCACUGGCCCUUCAGCACAGUGCUCUGCAAGCUGGUGCGCUUCCUCUUCUACACCAACCUUUACUGCAGCAUCCUCUUCCUCACGUGCAUCAGCGUGCACCGAUGCCUGGGUGUUUUGUGCCCGCUGCGCUCUCUGCACUGGGGUCGGGCCUUCUAUGCCCGCCGGGUGGCAGCCGCCGUGUGGGUGGUGGUGCUGGCCUGCCAGGCCCCCGUGCUCUACUUCGUCACCACCAGCACACGUGGUGCCCGCAUUACCUGCCACGACACCUCGGCACCAGAGCUCUUCAGCCACUUCGUGGCCUACAGCUCCGUCAUGCUGGGCCUGCUCUUCACGGUGCCUUUUGCCGUCAUCCUGGUCUGUUAUGUGCUCAUGGCUCGGCGGCUGCUAAAGCCAGCCUACGGGACCUCUGGAGGCCUGCCGCGGGCCAAGCGCAAGUCAGUCCGCACCAUUGCUGUGGUGCUGGCUGUCUUCACCCUAUGCUUCCUGCCUUUCCACAUCACCCGCACCCUCUACUAUUCCUUCCGCUCAUUGGACCUCAGCUGCCACACCCUCAAUGCCAUCAACAUGGCUUACAAGGUCACCCGGCCGCUGGCCAGUGCCAACAGUUGCCUCGACCCCGUGCUCUACUUCCUGGCUGGGCAGAGGCUUGUGCGCUUUGCCCGGGAUGCCAAGCCACCCACGGACCCCACCCCUCCCACUCAGCCUCGCCGCAGGCUGGGCCUGCGCAGGUCUGACAGAACUGACACCAAGAGGACAGGAGGCCUGUCCACCAGCAGUGGGGACUCCAGGCAGAUAGAGGCCAUGCCGGCUGGUGGUGAGAACACUAAGGACAUUCAGUUGUAGGACCUGAACGCUCUGGCCUGUGCGAGUUUAUAUGGGGGUGCUGUAGGGACUAGGACUCGUUCCUAUGGGACAGUCUCCCCAGAUACAGACCAUCAGCAGCUCAUGCUGGAUGGUCAAGGGAGUCAAGGAGCCAGGACCCCGAUGCCUGUCAUCUGGGAGGGGCUCAGCAUGUUCCCACAGCCCCAGUCACCAUUUGUAUGUGUGAGUUGGGGAAUUAGUUUUCAAGAAAGGCAAGGGUUCAGAGCCCCUGGUGCCCUGGCCUGACUCCCACAUAAAUAGCUGGAUGUGCCUGCUAAGCUACCUGGGUUGGACUCCAGCCUAAUCAAGUCCAAUGGAGAAACAGGCCCAGAGAGGAAAGUGACUUACCAAGGUCACACAGCCAAGUCGGCCUGAGCUGCCUGGGAGGAGCGGGAACACGGGCUGACCAGAGGACCCUGAUAAGGAGACAGGACUGAGCCAGAGGUUCCCACAGUGGGUCUGGAGCAGUCCGGGUGCCAUGAUGGACUCAGCCCUGCAGAGUACCCCCAGCCCAAGAGAUGUCAUAAACCCUUCCCGAGGAUCCUCUAGGCUGGGAGCCAGUUUGAGGCUGUCACUUAUACUAAAGGCGUUACUGACUGCUGAGCUGUGCGUGUUGUGUGGUUGCAGGAUGGAGAUACAGCCUGGGAAGCUCUCACCAGCCACAGUAGGGUCCUUUCUUUCUCCAGCCUUGUUCUCUUCUGCCACCUGCCCUCCCAUGGAGGUCUCCCACAUCAGGGAACCCCUCUCCAGGCCAUCCCCCACUUUAAAGCUAACUGGCUUUUGUGCCUGGCUCUGCUGGUUGCAGAGAGGAGUCAGGUGGGGUCCAUCUUUGGGAUCCCCCAGUUUAGGACUUAAUGGUGAUGAUCAGCCAUGUGCUAGUAAAUGUUAAACUGUUUAACUGGCUCUCAAGUGGGGUGGGGGGUACCCCUUAUUUAUAGCAUUGUCAGUUGGUGCAGAUACUCCUACCAUGACUACCAAUGGGAUGUCAACCUCCUUGCACAAUUCCUGAAGAUUGAACAGUUGCUUGUGUAAGAUACAAGUUGCUCUGGAAAGCAUGUCAUGUACCUUGCAGCACAUGACUGGACAAUGCUGAGUGGUUGGGGCUGAGGACCAGGGGGUCAGCGAAGGCUUCCUGGAGUGGGAGGACUCCUGAGCUAUAGCUCCUGAGAGUAGCAGAUUGUCAGAGAAGAACAUCCAGGUGCAGGGGCACACUGGACAAAGACACAGGGGCAGGAGAGUAGGGCUCCCCAGGAAGGGGAAGCAGGCUAAGUAGGAAUGAGGCUAGGAGUGGGCCACAAGGAGGCCAAGUCAGGGUUCCCUCCUGCUUUGACCAUGAGGCUUCCUUUGCACUGAGGUGAAGUAUGGAAGAGACUCACUUCUCCUGUCCCAUCCUCUGCCUCCUGGGAAAAUCCCAGCUACAUGGCAUAAUGGUUGGGGCUCAGUUUGGGUCAGAGCUUAGUGUGGAGGAGGUAGGUCUCACCUGCGGCAGGUUCUGAGUCCAGCCAGGACCACUCUGGAGAUUUGUGGAGCUUAGCUGCACAGGCCCAGCUCUAGCCUUUGGGCAGGUUCUGUGGGCAAUGCUGACAGACCUCACUCUUAAUCUUAAAGAUAAAGACUCACUCCCUCUCCCUCUGGGAGAGCCCUUGCGCUAUGGACCCACUCUGCCUGAAAGAAGAUUCUUUCUGCACACCACUUCCGCCUGCCCCUGUGACUUCUCCACCAUUCCUACUCUACUUCGUCAAAACAGGGCUCCCUCAGGAGUUGGUCUAUUUAGAGUCUAGCUCUGCAGCGCCCUCUUGUGACAGGGACCUCAUCACAAGCCGUGAUUACUCUGCAUUGUGCAGUGUGGGUGCUCAGCCCAAAGUAGUGUGAAAUGCCCACCUCCCACAUUCUAGCUUCUAUAUUUCUGUUAAUAUAACCAGCAUCCCUAUGAGCUUUCCUCUGUGACUACCUCUUACAGACUGUCCUUGAGCCUUUCCUGCAGGCCCAAACCUUCCUCUUUCCUACCAGUUGCAGCUCAGGGGGAACCCCACCCUGGUUUAUAAGGAUACCCUACCCAAGUAAAAAUGCUGUGCAGGCCAGGAGUAUGCAUGCUGGUCUCUAGCUCCCUCAGCCCUGCUUAGACCAGAGGUAGGGGUUAUACAUUAUGACUAUCGGGACUCUUCAGUUUGCAUCUGUGGUUGGGGGUGGGGCUGUGGCCACCACGGGCCCAAGUUCCUCUAGUACUUUCAUGUCCUGCCCACCUACCUUUCUGUAAGCUGCCCUGGUGACACCAAGAACCUGGGCCCCACAACUCAAGGAGACAACACUAUGAUCUACCCUCAAGAAGCCUUCCUUGAACCAGCUGCCUGCAGAUCUCUAAGGAUAUAGGACCUAGCGUGUAGGAAGGGCUUCCCCACCAUCUAAUCUGUGGUGGGCACUGGUGGGGUUGGGAAUGAAGACAAUAAGGGAACCAGGGACAAGCCCAGGGUCCCUCCUCUGGACCUCCGUGGCCUCUUGGUGUGGACAUCUGGCCUCACUGCUCCAUGCCAGGCCGCCUGCCUGGUGGGUAAGGUCCCUGCUCCUGCUGCCUUGUGCUAUUUUCAGCCCAAGUAAGAGCAGGAUUUUCCACUCCAGCCCUAGACCAUUGUCCAGCAGUGACGUGGAGGGACCUGCCUGCUCUCAAAAUACUUUCUGGGCCUCCCUGUGCCCUCCCAACUCCCCACCUCCUCCCCCUGACAUCACUUCCUGGGGUUGUUGACUCAAAGGCCACUGUGAAAAGGCAGAGCCACCUUAUAGGGACCCCAGGGAUUAUCUAGCCCAGCUGUAGACUCAAGGUCACUCAGCAGGUCAGCAUGGUGCCUGGAUGUGUGCCAGGGGCUCUGGCUGCCUCUGCUGCUCUGCGCCCUUUGGUGCAGGUCAGCAUCUCUACAGGAAUUCUGCCCUCACCCCCACCACCCCAGCUCUUUUCUCCCCAGGGUGGACAGAACCCAGCCCUGUAGCCCUAGGGACACAGGGCAGGGGAGUGAGGGGGAGAGCAGGGUGGAGGCGCCCUGGCACAUGGGGACUCAGCCCUGCACAGGAGGGGGUAGUUCCCAGAGGACGUUCCUGCUCUCACCCUCUGAGGCUAGGAAAGGUCCUGAACAGCAUGCUCCUCAGACGCAGUUGCCCUGGUCUUGUUCACAUCAGGCCACCAAAGCCACGCCUCUCCACCACCCAGGUCACAGCAGAUUUGACCUGUUUGGACUCUGGCUCAUGAGGAAGGGAACUCACGUACUAACCCAUGUCCCAGAUCCUGCGCCCACCACUCUCACAUCUGCUGUGCCAUUUAAUUCUUUACACCUGUGGAAUAGGCGUUAUUGUCCCCAUUUGGCAGAUGAGGGGAUCGACUCUGAGAGGACUUGCUCCGGGUUAUACAGUAAGUGGGUGAGUCAGGAUUGAACCCAGGUCUAUCUGAUGGCCAGAUAAGUUCCCUUUCCACUACCCCAGGCCCCUGACAACCCCUGCGGAGCAGGAAGGUCUGUAAGUGACCCUUCAUGUAGUUCAACGUGGGCGAGGGGAUGGGGUUGAGAGCAGUUACGCCUAGAUCUCCUGGGUGAAUGUCUCCACUUCUUCCAGCUGUGGCACCUUGGGCCAAUUAACCUUGCAGCAACCUUGGCUUUCUCAUUCCUAAAAGGAGAUACUAUCUCCCAUGUAGGGCACUGACAGGCUUGCCGGAGUUAAUACACAUGAGGCACUUACAACAGUGCCUGGCACAUGGUAAGCAUUUAAAUGCCAGGCACUGUGCCAUGGGGAUAGGGAGGGGAACCCAGCCAGACCCUGCCCUAGUGGAGUUGACAUAAUUUAAUAUAUAACCACAUUAGGGUAAAUGAUUUGAAGGAAAGGACAGUGUGUCCAGCCAGCGAGCAACAGGGGGCUACUGUGGCUGAGAUUCUCCAGGAUGUGGGAGGAGGGAAGCAGGUCUGUCCUGGAGUAAAGUGUGAGACCACUCUCUGCCCUGCCUGGCACUAGGCGCCUUUCAGGCACAUGGGCCUGUGUGUUUCGAGAGCCUAAGUGCCUGGCUGUGGGAGGGAGCAGGGAGAAGCAACAGCAGAAGGAGGAGGAGGAGGAGGAAGAAGAGGAUGCCAUUGAUACCAAGCCUCCAGGGCCAGCCCCUAUGGACUAGACAGCUCCCACCUACCCAUGGCAGUAGGCUUAGCCAUUUCUCCCUGACUGGGGCAACCACUUCUUGGCUCAAUCAAAAGCCCAGAGACCCAGAGUAGGAGGACUGGCCUGAAACUGGGCCAGAGAAGGCAAUGAAUGGGCCACUGUUGCUGUGUGACCUGAGGCCACCUGUCUGCUCUCUAGCCCAUUCUCUGGAGCCUGGGGAUCUUGCCUCCCAUGUUCUAGUUGUCCCUAUCUCAGUGAGGGCAUCAGCUGUCUUGAUCUUCAUCAAAGGCACACCUAACUGCUUCCCAAGGUAUCCCAAGGACCCCUGUGCUCUCAGUUCUGAGGACUAGAGUGGGGGCAGUGGGUCUCCCCAGGCACCAAUUGACCAGAGAGGUGAAGUGACUCCAUUGCACCACACAGUGCCUUGAAGUGGAACUGUUUCAAUGUCAGAUGCUCCUGCCUCCUGUGGGGUGGAGGGUGCAGCUUAGCCAGGAGUGGGUGGGCUGUAGGGUGAGAUAUGUUUGCCUUUCCAAGGAGUGUGUGCUUGCAAGGGGUGGAGGGUCAGGGUAAAUGAGCACCAGAAGCCAAACUUAUCCUCCUCUGCCCUCUUGCACCAUGGGACUUGGUGAAUCCCUUCUCCUCUCUGGGCCUCGGUUUCCCCUUCUGCAGCGGGAAGCUUCUGCCCAGCCACUCUUCCUCCAGUGGCGGCUUGCUGUGCUUGUCCCUGUCUUGGAUCCAGCUUAGCCCAGUGUCCAGUCUCAGCCCUGUCCCAGCCAGGAACAAUGGGCCAGUCGUGGCCAGUCAUCAGCCCCAAACUCAGUCCCCAGGGACUUACCCUGGACUAUUUUCAGCCCUUAGAGAUGGAGUCAGAAAAGGAUUUUCCACUUCCAACACAAUAGCUGCCCUAGACCAUUGUCCACCUGCCCCAGAAUAACUCCCCUGCCCCUGCCUUCUGGACCUCCCUGCCCUGCUCCUCACUUCCCCACCUCAAUUUGGCUUCUUGGGGCUAAGUCCUGAAGGAUCAGCACAUGAGUCCCCUGGGAGACAUGACCAGUCUAGUCAUCAGUUUUCCCUCCUGGCAGGCACCCCAGAGACUGGCCACUUAGAGGAACUGGAGGCCCAGAGAGGGCUGUGCCUUGCCCAAGGUCACACAGCAGUCACAUGGAGACUAUACGUGAGGCCCGGGCCCUUUGGCUGCCCCUCCUGCCUCUGCUGCCUUCAUUAGCUCCAGUCUGUGCCUCCUGGAAGUGAGAGGUCACCUUGGAAGGCCUGGGGUGGGCACCUUGGGAAGAAGCCUGAGUGACAUGGUGGGAGGGAGUGUUAGUGGGUUCUGACCUCAGAGCUCCCUGUUCAGUCCUCUUUUUACCAAAUGUGGCUUUAGUUUGCACUGAACUCAGUUACCAAGUAGCAGCUCUAGGGAAAGAAGGAGGUUUGGGGACACAGGGAAGCUAAGGCAGGAGGAGCAGGGUUCUGACCCAGUUUGGUCAUCACCAGCUCUGUGAGCACAAACUCAUUUUCUUCAUCUGUAAAAUGGACCUGAUGAUUCCUCUUCUCCCACUGAAGAGAGUGCAGUAAGGCACCAACACACGCCUAUUUUCUCCCCCUUCCAUUGAUGCUUCCUACUCCAUGUCCAGUUUCCCUUCCCACCCAUAAGAACUGCCUAUUUCACAAACUCCAAACCCAUGAGUCACUUUUUAGUAACAAAGUUUUAUUCCAGAUUAAAGUUCCAUCCCCUUCUUACUGCUCCCUCCUCCUCCUCUUUAGCCCUGGGGGGUCGCCUCACGCCUCCUUUGGGUCCCUCUUUUCCAGCUUCUCCAGCUCCAGCUCUGGCUCCAGCUCCGGCUCCGGGCAUGGUGAGUGGGAAGCCACCAGUGCAUCUUCCCCAGCGCUGCCACAACACCCCUUCUGUCCUUACUUCUUGGCCAUGACAACAUGCCCAUCCAUGCCCCUCUGUGUGGAGCCCUCCAAAUCCCAGCCCCUGCCUUCCUAAGAGUCUCUUCUGGAAAUGAUCCCAAAGUUACCCACUUUGAGUCCCCCAUCUUUCCUGCUGAGACUCUAACUGCUAUACCCCCAUCUCCCUGAGCGAUUUUCCUAGAGCACCCCUCACCUGGCUUGGGGGUAGGAAAGCUCUUGUCCUCCUUUUCCCCCUUUCCACUAGGUUGAGAACUCACAACCGCUGAGAUGUUUUCAAAUCUACAGAGCCUAGCAGCUCGGAGUCAGAGUGGAGGCUGGGAGAGGGCUGAGAGUAAUUAAACUCUGAGGUGUCUGACCCCAGUUGUUUUCAGACUUCUUUAGAAAGUGGGGCUAUUUUAUCCUGUGUAUCCUUAGGUUUAUAUCCUGGAGCCAAAUUCCAAAUCAGCAGCAACAUGGAAAGUCCCACCUCACUGGGGGAUUAAACUAUCAGACCAGCCUUUGUGACCAAAGCAAUUGCAAAAUGUGGGGAAGGAAAUCGAAAGUCUGCUGCAUGGGUUCCACACAGCCUGCACAGACGUGCGUGUGAGUGUGUUUCUGUCUGUGUUGAGUGUUCAGUUGUCACAACCGUGUUCAAGGGAGAAUGCUGAGCGGGGAGGGGCAGCCCCCUCAGGACCAAGUAGAUGACCUGGAGGCAGAAGAGCCACAGGUGGAUGGCCAGUCCGUGGGACAGAGAGGGACAAGAAGGCCCCGCCAGGAAGAUGAAAGGAGGCAGAUUUGAGGAUGGCAGGAAGAGAUGGGGAAUGGGGACCCCCUUUCCUUCCCUCCGUCCCUCAUUCUUCCUCCCCUUUCCUCAGCAUUCCUUCCUCCUCACCCCCCGUUUUCCUCCCCUUUUUGCUUCCUGUUCCCAGAACUGGAAGCAAAGGGAAGUAAACAGGGCAGUCCGGAGCUUCAGACCCGUUCGUUCUUGAGCACUGACUGGCUCAGCUCUCUUCCUGGCUGAACUUAGUCUACCGUGGGUCCCAGGUUGGUGGACGCUGCCCUGCUGCCCCCUGGUGGCGAGAGCUGGCUGCAGCAGCAGGAGUGGGGUCCCGACCUCUGCCUGGGAGUGAUGAGAAGAAAAUGAUCCUGCUGGCAGCCAAGUUGUUGGGGCUGUGAGAUGGGGGUUGGACUGAGAAUUGGAACAGGGAACACAAUUUGCAAAACAUAUCCUGACUUGCAAAAAAGGUAACAGUGCCAGGCCACGCCAGGAUGUUUCCACCUCAGACUAUCUAAACUCACACUUGUAAACACCCAUGUGUUUAGACCUGCAUUUUCCAAAAGACCAAAUACAGAUCUAAUAGUAAAGCUCCACAAGGACUCCUGUGUUCCAAACAUAGGAUCACCAACGGUUCCAGCAACUCCCCACUUUGAAAAUUCUGACCAAUCUCUACCAAAGACCAUCCUUUGUCUAUCCCAGACCCCCACAACCCUAUAAGCACCCUUCCCUAGCUCACACCUUUGGAGAAGCCCAUGGAUCCCCCACAUGAAGUCUGUGCAGAAGUAGGAAGCCUGACCUUGUUGCCUAUGGAUGCAUUCCUACGGGUGUAGCCUGACCAGCAGUGACAAGCAGUGGCCGCCUCUUCCUGGGUGGGAGAGUGAGAGCAGGUGAUCUUCAGCUCUCCUUGCAGUCUGCCUACCCGCAUAGGCUCUCAGCAGCUGUAUAGCCCCUAGCUGGCCCAUCACGGUACCUUCUGGCUUCAGGACAAACUCCGAACUGAGGGGGAUUUUAUUCCUUUGGAGAAGCACACAAUGGCCAGCUGCUGACUCUGUAAAGGUAAGACUGAGGGGCAGACAUAGCUGCUCCCUCCUCAGGGAGCUGUGCCUCCAAGGCCUGGUCUCCGCAGCUUGGGGUUUCAAGGACACUGACUUGGUCUUCUCUGGUUCUGCUGCGGCAGGGGGAGAAGGGCUGAGGACAGCCCCAUGAUGUCCUCUGACCUUUCUUAUCCCUCCGAACUCCUGCUUACCUCCAAGGAGACCCCAGAGAGGGUCCUCCGCACACACCACCACUUCACUGGAUGCCAGGAAGACACCCAAGCCCUUGGUCUGAAGAUAAAGCUGAGUGUAAGGGGGAGAAGUCAUCCCAAAGGACUUGUAGAUCUGGGGCUGGGCUCUAGACCCUAAGGGCCAACCCCUCCCUCCAGUCUGGGAUCUCUUCUGAAAAGAAGCCAGAAUCUUCUUCCCUCUCUGAGGGUGGGGCCUCUGAAAAGGUCUAUCCCCCCAAUACAAGAGUCCCCUCUGUGCCUCCCUAACACGCUUUUCCCCACUCCCCAGGAUGAAGAGAUCACUUCCUGCUAGGCAGCCCCCUCCCGUGUGGGAGAGCCCUGUCUCUCCAGCUCAUCCUUAGGGGCACACAGCCUAUCUGUCCUCAGCCCAGGGCCGGUGGCUGGGGAGGACAAGGCCGGAACAGAGGCCAGAGGUCAAGGAAUCUGGUAGGAGAGUGAGUGAGGUGGAAAGCCAUGGAAAAGAUACAAUUUGACUUAAGAAGGAUCAACCUGGCUGCUGUGUUGUAAAUAAACCAUAGUAGGGCGAGGAUAGGAGCAGUGAGAGCCAGAAGGAUCUAACGCAGGAACCCAGGCGAGAGAACAGGGAUUAGGAUCAGAUAGUAGCAGUGGAGGCAGUGAGAAAUGGAUCAAUGCCAGGUGUAUUCUCCAGCAUUCCUGAUAGUUUUUUCCUACAAGGUUUGGCAGGCAGUGAAACAAAUCCAGAGGUCUAGUGAGGUGCCACCCAACCAGUCAGUGGGCAGGAUAACAGAGUGGAGGAUGGGGCUAGGGGUGGUGCAAAGUUCCCCAGAUCUAGGGCAGUGUUUGGGAGAGGAAAAGGCAGAGUGGGAAGAAGGAUUCUGCUGCAGCCAGUCGCAAACCAGCCCAGGGCAGCUGGGCAUUGAUUUGAUCAAUGGCUUUUCCCUCUUCCCCUAAAUUCCCCUAUGAUGGCCUUUUAAUUGGGUCCAUUUGUUCCAAGAACAUGGGCUGAGCAGACGCCACAGUUUUUGCCUAUUAUUAAAUAGAAAUAGAUUAGGAAAUGGCCUUCUGUCUUGGGCUGCCGAGAAGUCUGAGCAGCUGCACAGUGUCUCUGAGGUAAUGGCAGCCUGGGUGCGCUGCCGAGCCCAUGCCAGGCAUUUGGCCUUUCUGGCCUUUGCCGUACUGCCCCUCUGCGGGCUCCUUGCCCCUGCUUGGCUCACCUGCUAAUGUCUCUCCUCCAAGGCUCACUUCAAAAUUCCCCUCCCCAGUGAAGACUCGCUGAUUACCAUUCCUGCCCUCAGCUCAGCACAUCUCCCUGGGCAGGACCCCUCGCUGCAGAGCCUGCCUCCAGCAGUUCCAGGUGGGGGGUCACCAGGAUGGAGGGACACCCAAAGAGCAUUUAAAUCACAAGCCCACCUAAGUGAAAAGGACUUUCAUUUCCCCUGGUUCCUCCUCACAGAGGAGCUGGGCUCAGAAGGGGAGAAGGAGAGGUGUUAAAUUUAUGUAAUGGAUAUGAGAUGGAAAUGUAAAUUUGACUGGAGAAAAAGAAAACUUUCAUGGCAGUAACAAAAUCUGAUGGUAAAAAACCGGUAACUUUGAUUUUAGACAUUAUCAGCUGAUUUCCUCUGUGAAUGAUGAGGGUUUAGUCCUCUUCCCUCAUCCUCCCAUUGCAAUUUUUGAGUAAAUUGAUAUUCAGUGUUUGCAUUUUUAUGAC
Messenger RNA from Manis javanica (Malayan pangolin), 11047 nucleotides. It is a transcript of the gene P2RY2, whose product is annotated as purinergic receptor P2Y2. Lineage: Eukaryota; Metazoa; Chordata; Mammalia; Pholidota; Manidae. The record is from RefSeq and is a predicted model, not a curated record. Gene Ontology annotation, biological process: blood vessel diameter maintenance; positive regulation of mucus secretion; phospholipase C-activating G protein-coupled receptor signaling pathway. Gene Ontology annotation, molecular function: G protein-coupled UTP receptor activity; G protein-coupled purinergic nucleotide receptor activity; A1 adenosine receptor binding. Gene Ontology annotation, cellular component: plasma membrane.